Nicotiana tabacum (common tobacco) is the source of this 947-nucleotide messenger RNA. The record is from RefSeq and is a predicted model, not a curated record. Lineage: Eukaryota; Viridiplantae; Streptophyta; Magnoliopsida; Solanales; Solanaceae.
AUGAGAACUUUCAUUUCCAGGGAUGUAGUUUUUCAUGAGAAAUUCUACCCAUUUGCUUCUAUUUCACACUCUUCUUCUACACCUACCCUACUUGCAACUCACUUGUCUUCUUCAUAUAUACCACUCCCUGAUACAUCCUCUUCUCACCUUCAUAGCACCAUAUCUCCAGGAUCUACACCUUCUCACCCUACUCCUGCUCCAUCCCCCCUUACUAUCCCAGUCUCAGCACCUCUUCCUUCUAGACAUAGUUCAAGUCCCUCUCCUCAGUCCAGCAGUCCUCCACCUCUCUUUUUUUCUCCUAGAACUAAACCUAUGACGGAGAAUCUAAUCAGAAAGUCUUCUAGACCUCACAUCACUCAAGCUUAUCUCAAAGAUUAUAUCUGCAAUGCCUUGCAACUCACAGAUGUGAGCAGCUCUUGCUUUCUCACACCUGCUGCACAUCAUCCAGGAUGGCAGGAGGAAAUGGCAAAGGAGAUUGAGGCACUAGAACACAAUCAAACCUGGGAAGUGGUAGAAUUACCACAAGGAAGGAAAGCUUUGCCAUGCAAGUGGGUUUAUAUAGUUAAGCAGCAUUCUGAUGGGAUAGUGGAGAGAUUGAAAGCAAGGUUAGUGAUAAGGGGGGACAUCCAGAAGGAAGGCAUUGAUUUUACUGAGACCUACUCACCGGUUGUUAAAAUGACCACAAUUAGGUGUAUUUUAGCUACUGCUGUUAAAAAGGGAUGGGGCCUUUAUCAGUUGGACAUAAAUAAUGUUUUUUAUACGCUACUCACCUUUUGUGACUCUGAUUGGGGGACUUGCCCGGAAUCUCGCCGGUCAGUGAGUGGAUUUUAUAUCUCCUUAGGUAUCUCCCCUAUUUCCUGGAAGUUCAAGAAGAAGUCUUCCAUCUCUCUCAGUUCUGUUGAAGCCGAAUAUCGUUCUAUGCGGCGUGUUGUCACCGAACUCACUUG